UACGAAGGAAAGGUAUUUUCCUUCGGGUUGAAGUCUUGGAGUGCGGUAUCUCCGAGCAAGUGUUGUUGAGGCUCGUGGGACUCGAGUUCUCAGGUUGUAACGGUUUGUUAAGCACCCGUAAGCUUAACGGAAGUAGUGUAGCUCGAGAGAGUCUCUCGGGAGACUGGAUUAGCCACACGUUGUGGUGAACCAGUAUAAAUCUUGGUGUGCUCCCUUUACGCUUUCUACGCUCUUUACGUUUCACGUUCUUAAUUUUUUAUUCCUGCGAUUUCUACGAUCAAACGCUAUUCACCCCCCCUCUAGCGUUGGUCACUUAUUCUAACAGUAGGGUCGGAAGGGAAAUGGACUGCGUGGCGGCGGGGAUCUGGGCACUGUGGAAGGCGAGGAACAUGGCCAAUUGGGAGAGUAAGCUGCCGACAGUGGGUAUCAUUGUGGCUUGGACCAGGGAGGCUUUGGCCUCAACGCCAUCAAACUGUUCGGGGUCGAAGGCACCUGUGACGGAGUCUAGAAUCAGCGGCAUUACGUGUUCGGUGGACGCUGCUGUGUUCGGGAAUGUUCGGCGGGUGGGAGUCGGUGCAAUCCUUAGAGGUGAAGAUAGCUCUUUUAUUGGAGCUUUCAACACUUGCAUUAACUGUCCUUUAGAGCCACGAAUUGCGAAAACCGUGGCGAUUAAAGAGGCUUUGUCUUGGGUUAAAGACCAUGGCUUCUCGGAGGUUAGUGUUUUGUCUGAUUGUGCUCUGUUGAUUAAAGCACUCAAUAAUCCAUCGAGUAGAAACAUCUCGUAUUUGGGUGCCGUUGAGGAUGCAUGUAGAUCUUUCGCUAGCUCUUUUAUUUCUUUGAGGAGGUCAAAUCCGGGGAUAUCUGCUGCAGAAGGAAAUGGAGGGCGAAGAUGCGAACCAGCAGCAGCAGCAGCAACAACAACAACAACAGUGGAUGGCGGCGAUGCAGCAGCAAUAUCAUACGGGCAGCAAUACGCGUCGUACUACCAGCAGCCACAGCAGCACUAUCAACAGCCCCAGCAGCAGAAGCAGUCUUCGCAAAAUCACACCUCCGGCGAAGAUAACCGCACGAUCUGGGUUGGAGACCUCCAGCCGUGGAUGGACGAAGCUUAUCUUAAUUCGUGCUUUGCCCAAUCCGGAGAAGUUCUUUCUGUUAAGGUUAUUCGGAACAAGCAAACUGGUAAUCCUGAGGGAUAUGGAUUUGUUGAGUUCAAUAGUCACACUGCAGCUGAGAAUGUCUUGCGGUGCUACAAUGGCACCAUGAUGCCGAAUGUUCAACAACCCUUUCACUUAAAUUGGGCAGGAUUGGGCACUGGGGAGAAGAGGGCUGCAGAUCCUGCAGGUUCUGAUCUAUCAAUAUUUGUUGGGGAUUUAGGCCAUGAUGUCACGGAUUCCCUGUUGUGUGAAACUUUUUCUAGUAGAUAUUCCUCAGUUAAAAGUGCAAAGGUAGUAAUUGAUACGAGCACUGGGCGUUCAAAAGGAUACGGCUUUGUUAGGUUCGGUGAUGAGAAUGAGAGGUCGCGCGCCAUGACUGAAAUGAAUGGUGCUUAUUGCUGUAACAGACCUAUGAGAAUUGGGGUAGCAACCCCCAAGAAACCUUCUACACCACAACAAUUUUCUUCACAAGCUGUGGUUUUGGCUGGUGGAUAUGCUUCCAAUGGUGCUAUAGCCCAAGCCUACCAGUCUGAUACUGAUUUAUCCAACACAACAAUAUUUGUGGGAGGAAUUGAUUCUGAUGUUACCGAAGAAGACCUGCACCGGGCAUUUUGCCAGAUUGGUAAUAUUACCUCAGUCAAAAUACCCGUUGGGAAGCGAUGUGGUUUUGUACAAUUUGAAAGCAGGAGCUCUGCGGAAGAUGCAAUACAGAAACUAAAUGGAUCAGUCAUUGGCAAUUACACAGUUCGUCUUUCCUGGGGUCGAACUCCUGCAAACAAGCAGCAGGCAAGAGCUGAAGCUGAUGGUCAAUGGAGUGGGGAUUAUUCCGGAAGGCAAAGUUAUGCUGGAUAUGGACACACUAUGCCAAACAAUGAUGAUCAGACUAUGUAUGCUGCCAGGGGAUAUGGGGGAGGAUCUGCAAAUGGGUACGGCAAUCACCACCAGCCCUUGAACUGAACAUUACUAACCGGUACUAUCUCAGCAAAAACAUCAACUUAAAGACAUUGUUUUUCCAUUCUUCACUUCCAGUUGAGAUUUUUGAGAGUUUGCCAUAUCAUAUAUAGAGUAUCCUUUAACUGGAUUUAAUUGCAUUAACCCUGCUAGCAUGGUUCUGCUUACUUUAAAUGUACACUUCUUUGACAUUUGGUUCUUUAUGCAACACGUGGUGUGGUAAACUGAGAAUCUCUAGUGUCCUGGCAUUAUUAUUUCUAUAGCGGAAACUUAUCUAGA
Messenger RNA from Cuscuta campestris, 2384 nucleotides. NCBI's taxonomy places the organism in Eukaryota, Viridiplantae, Streptophyta, Magnoliopsida, Solanales, Convolvulaceae. The record is from the annotation of a GenBank genome assembly.